CCCCUCUAACACCUCCGCUCCCUAUUUCUUCUGCUUCUUUUCUACUCAGUCUUCUCCAACGGCUGCCUGACUCCCUCUUUCUCCUCUCCUAUUUCUUCUUCUUGCUCCCUUCUCCAUUCCAAGCACUAAAACAGUUCAUCCCCUCUCUCUCUCUCUCUCUUUCACAUCACAAUUACCCAUCUUUGCAAGACAUCAAAAACAUGGAAUACCCAACAUAUUCUUUUGUUAUAGAAUCAACAUCUUCAACUCCAUUACUCUCAGCAAGCAGUAGUAGCAUCUGUAGCACAAGUGAAUCUGAUGAAAGCCCUGCCAACUCACAUAGGUUUACAUCUCCAGACCUUAUAUGUAGGUUUCCGAACAUACCCAGUUGCGGUUCCUAUCGAUCUUUGGCGGUUCUAAACGGGCAUAUUGGAUCGGUUUCUUGCUUGGCUCUGUGUGGUGAAUUCAUCCUAAGUGCCUCACAAGGUAAAGACAUUGUAGUGUGGCAACAACCUGACUUGAGGCAAUUUGCCAAGUUUGGACAAGGCCAAGGCUCUGUUAAAGCUCUUGUCACUGUGGGAAACAAAGUGUUCACAGCACAUCAAGAUAGCAGGAUAAGGGUUUGGAAGGUGUCCAGAAGAUCAGAGAACAUAUUUAAGCUUAUUGCUACACUACCCACUACUAAGGACUACUUGGGUAAGUUCAUGAAACAGAGCAAUUAUGUUCAAACUAGGCGAAACCACAAGCGCCUGUGGAUUGAGCAUGCUGAUAGUAUCUCUUGCUUGGCUAUCUAUGAUGGCAUGAUCUAUUCUGGAUCAUGGGAUAAAACACUAAAAGUGUGGAGAGUCUCAGAUCUCAAGUGCUUGGAAUCGAUAAGGGCUCAUGAUGAUGCAAUAAAUGGGUUGGUUGCACACAAGGGGUUGGUGUAUUCUGCAUCUGCUGAUGGGAAGAUCAAGGUGUGGGAAAAGGAGGGCAAUAGUUAUUACUCUUUAAAGGGUAUCUUGGAGGGUCACAAGGAUGUAUCGAUGAAUUCAGUUAUCUUAUGUGAUGAUGGAAGGUUGGUCUAUGGAGCUGGGUCAGAUGGGUGUAUAAUAGGGUGGAAGGGAGACCUGAAUCUCAGUAGUUGGAAGUUAGUCUGUGAACAAAAAGCACAUCAAAUGGCUGUGUUGUGUUUGUGUUCAGUGGGGGAAUAUGUGUGCAGUGGUUCGGCAGACAAGAGCAUUGGGAUAUGGAAGAGAGAGAUUAGUGGAGGGAUUUACAGUGUUGGGGUGAUAAGAGGGCAUGAAGGGCCAGUCAAGUGUUUACAAGCCUCAUCUCAUACUGUAGGAAGUGGCUUCUUGCUCUAUAGUGGAGGUCUUGACAGAAGCUUAAGGGUUUGGUGGGUUGCCAAGGAGGAGUCUGCAAAGAGAGAAGGAAGCUCUCCAAUACAACAAAUCAUGGAGGAAAAAUGUCGUCUUGUUUGAGUUGAUUCUUCAAAAUUAAAUCAAAGUAAGAGAUGA
This is a messenger RNA of Telopea speciosissima, 1478 nucleotides long. RefSeq names its product protein JINGUBANG-like. The record is from RefSeq and is a predicted model, not a curated record. The transcript has 3 exons. The coding region runs from base 201 to 1442 and encodes 413 amino acids. Gene Ontology annotation, molecular function: protein binding. Lineage: Eukaryota; Viridiplantae; Streptophyta; Magnoliopsida; Proteales; Proteaceae.